CCUCGAUGUACGAUGUAUAAGGCUGUGAGCUCCUGACCAGCAGUCCCCCUGCUUGGGCAAGGGGAAGGAGGGAAUAUAAGAAGGCUCUGGCUCUCUGAUCAAGUAGUUCACCAUCGAGCUUUCUAUUCAACCCUGAAAUUUAAUCACAGCCUUCUGUCCUCCACGAAAUCCGAAAAUGAGUCUGUCCGACCACAAAGAUACCAUCCAACGGCUUUACGUCGACCAAGACCUGACUCUCGACGAGCUGAUGAGCUCCAUGCAGAGGGAUUUCGGCAUUCGUGCGAGCAAGGACACCUACAAACGUCAUUUCAAGAAAUGGGACCUGCGUAAAAACAACAAUUGCGAUUUCUACGUCUGGGCCAGCCAUCGCAUUGAAAAGCGCAGCCAUGCGAACCCCAAGAAGAAGACCAAGAUCCGCUUGAACGGAAAAACGAUCGAUGAGAAAACUAUUCAGAAGAAUAUCCCGCGGCAGGUGUCGAGUUAUGCUCAAGCACGCGCGGCAGCUGCAAGCCCAGCAACGCCUCAAGGCUACAGCAUCGAAACGCCUGCUGGUUCGACCCCGGGUCAGGGCCAAGAGACUCCGGCGACACCAAGCGAGAUCCCAUCCUCGAGCCAACCUGCGUCACUUCAAAGUGACAUAACAGACAAAGGAGACCCGACCGAAAUCAAAUUGAUUGCUGAAGUCAUGCAAGACUGUGGGUCUUUCCUCUCUCUAUGGGGUAAAAUGAAUGUGUCUACCUCUCGGAAGAAUCUGGGUCAACUAUAUACUUCAGUUGCUGAGCGGAUCAUUACGGACACUUGGGAUCUCCAAUCGCAUCCCCGUCAUACACCUCGUCUUCUGCCAGUUCUAGGAUUCGACGUGUUGCACUCCUCAUACCAAGAUAACUUUGAACGAGUCCAGCUACAGCUACGGGAUUUACCGCCGGAUAUUUACGCUGAUACCGUCCGUGCUGCGAGGUUCAUCGCAUCGGCAAAAGGCUGCGUCAGUGCGGCAGCAGCCCUAUUUGACAAUCAGAUCAAGCUAGAUUCUCGUGACUCCAAUGGACAGACAUGCCUUGGGUUAUCUGUACUUCAUAAUCACCCAGCGAUGGUUUCAUUUCUCAUCGCCCGAGGAUCAAAUGUCAAUAAUAGACGCCGCGACGGCCACACGGUGUGGACUCAGAUUUGUGUAUCGGAAGAGCAUGAAACAGUCUCUCAGAUUUUGAUCAAUGCCGGUGCCAAUGUGAAUACCACAGUUAAUUCCGUCAACGAUCUUUACAUCUCUGCCGCUGGUGGUCAUAUCGAUGACGUCCGUCUUCUGCUUCGACGAGGGAUGAACCCAUCCAUUAAAACGUCUUGCCUGUGGGCUCCGCUAGUAAGCUUCAACCCCCGAGACGGUGCCUAUCUUAUCUCAUAAUGGUACUAAGAGCUGACCUGAAUAACUUAGCAUUGGGCUGCAUCAAUCGAGGUCGUGAAGGCUCUUGUUGAAGCGGGGGCGGAUGUGAAUACGC
Aspergillus versicolor CBS 583.65 is the source of this 1490-nucleotide messenger RNA. RefSeq lists its product as uncharacterized. Lineage: Eukaryota; Fungi; Ascomycota; Eurotiomycetes; Eurotiales; Aspergillaceae. The transcript is spliced from 3 exons. Bases 176 to 1396 code for a protein of 406 amino acids. The record is from RefSeq and is a predicted model, not a curated record. Gene Ontology annotation, molecular function: protein binding.